UAAACGCCGGCUCAUGAAAUACUAAAGUUGUGAAAGUUUUCCUCAACAUUUACAGCGUGUUCCUCAAAAGAGUCGCGGGGCAGUUUUCUAGGAGGGUGCAGAUCAUGGCUCCGACAAACGUGGUACAGGAGUUGUCUCCAAACGCAGUGUCUCAGUGUCCUCUGGAGCAUGAGUUGCGUGCGGUGCUUCAGCGAAGGAUCCUGGUCCUGGACGGAGCCAUGGGCACCAUGAUCCAGCAGCACAGGCUGGAGGAGGAGCACUUCAGAGGGGAUGAGUUCAUAGACCACCCUGUCCCUCUAAAGGGGAACAAUGACCUGCUUAGCAUAACACAGCCACGCAUCAUCUAUCAAAUACACAAGGAAUACCUUGAGGCUGGAGCCGACAUCAUUGAGACCAACACAUUCAGCAGCACGUCUGUGGCACAGGCCGACUACCGACUGGAACACCUGGCUUAUCGACUGAAUAAGGCGUCUGCUGAACUGGCGAGGAAGGCUGUAGACGAUGUUUUCAGACACAGUGGUUCUAAGCGGUAUGUGGCAGGAGCAUUGGGCCCCACCAACAAAACGCUGUCUGUCUCCCCCUCAGUGGAAAAGCCAGACUUCAGGAAUAUCACAUUUGAUGAGCUUGUGGAGGCCUAUUCUGAGCAGGUCCGAGGGCUGUUGGAUGGAGGAGUGGACAUCCUUUUGGUGGAAACAAUCUUUGACACUGCCAAUGCUAAGGCUGCCUUAUUUGCCAUUGAUUUACUAUUUGAGGAGAAGUAUGAGAGGAGGCCUAUCUUUAUUUCAGGGACUAUUGUGGACCGGAGUGGCCGGACGCUGUCAGGUCAGACCAGUGAGGCCUUUGUGGUCAGUGUGGCACACUCCAGACCUCUUUGUUUGGGUCUGAACUGUGCCUUGGGGGCGACAGAGAUGAGACCAUUCAUUGAGGCUAUUGGCAAGAGCACAUCUGCGUUUGUGCUGUGCUAUCCUAAUGCAGGUCUGCCCAACACAUUUGGGGGCUAUGAUGAGACGCCUGAGGUGACUGCUUCCAGUUUAAAGGAGUUUGCUGUUGAUGGACUGGUGAAUGUCGUAGGAGGCUGCUGUGGAACCACUCCAGCUCACAUCAGAGCCAUCAGUGAAGCAGUGCGACACAUUGUGCCCAGAGCUCCUCCUUCUCAGCUCUAUCAGGAGUACCUCCAGCUCUCAGGUUUAGAGCCCUUCAGGAUAGGCCCACACACCAACUUUGUGAACAUAGGUGAACGCUGUAACGUAGCUGGAUCACGCAAGUUUGCCAAGCUGAUUAUGGCAGGAAACUAUGAGGAGGCUCUAAGCAUUGCUAAAGCUCAAGUGGAGAUGGGGGCUCAGAUCUUGGAUAUAAAUAUGGAUGAAGGCAUGCUGGAGGGUCCUGCUGCAAUGGCUCGAUUUUGCAACUUUAUUGCUUCAGAGCCAGAUAUCGCAAGGGUUCCUUUGUGCAUAGAUUCAUCCAAUUUUGCUGUGAUUGAGGCUGGGCUCAAGUGCUGUCAGGGGAAGUGCAUCGUGAACAGCAUCAGUCUGAAAGAGGGGGAGCAGGACUUCCUUAAGAGAGCUGCCACAGUGAAACGCUACGGGGCUGCAGUGGUUGUCAUGGCCUUUGAUGAGGAGGGACAGGCCACAGACACCGAGCGAAAAGUGGAGAUUUGCUCUCGUGCAUACUGGCUGUUAGUCAACAAAGUGGGAUAUGACCCCAAUGACAUCAUCUUUGACCCAAACAUUCUGACCAUUGGCACAGGGAUGGAGGAACACAACCACUACGCUGUCAACUUUAUAAGGGCCACUCAGCUGAUCAAAGAGUCAUUACCCAGAGCCAGAGUCAGUGGAGGACUGUCCAACCUGUCCUUUUCCUUUCGUGGGAUGGAGGCGAUUAGAGAAGCCAUGCAUGGGGCCUUUCUCUAUCAUGCCAUCAAGCACGGACUGGAUAUGGGCAUAGUGAAUGCUGGGAACCUGCCGGUGUAUGAUGACAUUGACAAAGAACUGUUAGAACUCUGUGAGAACCUGAUUUGGAACAAAGACCCUGAGGCCACAGAGAAGCUGCUGACCUACGCACAGAACCAUGUGAAAGGAGCCAAAAAGACCGUUCAGAGCGAAGAGUGGAGAGAGGGCACAGUGGAGGAGAGGCUAGAAUACGCACUCAUCAAAGGGGUGGAGAAAUAUGUUGUGGAGGACGUGGAGGAGUGCCGGUGCCUGGAAUACUACACAAGGCCCCUCCACAUCAUUGAGGGGCCCCUAAUGAAUGGCAUGAAGGUGGUGGGGGACCUGUUUGGAGCGGGCAAGAUGUUUUUGCCUCAGGUUAUUAAAUCUGCUCGUGUGAUGAAGAAGGCUGUGGGAUAUCUGAUCCCAUUCAUGGAAAAGGAGAGAGAGGAGAUGAAGUCUUCAGGAGUAACUACGGAAACUGAUCCCUAUCAGGGCACAAUUGUCCUAGCCACAGUAAAGGGGGAUGUUCAUGAUAUUGGCAAAAACAUUGUUGGUGUUGUCCUCGGCUGUAAUAACUUCAGAGUGGUGGACCUGGGUGUGAUGGUUCCAUGUGAUCAGAUCCUCCGAGAGGCCAUGACUCACCGUGCAGACAUCAUUGGACUGUCUGGACUCAUCACUCCAUCCCUGGACGAGAUGAUCCAUGUGGCCAAAGAGAUGGAACGGCUGGGAAUGAGUACACCCCUGCUGAUAGGGGGCGCCACCACAUCAAAGACCCACACCGCUGUGAAGAUUGCCCCUCGCUACAGCUCUCCUGUGGUCCAUGUUUUGGAUGCUUCCCGCGCCGUGCUGGUGUGCACACAGCUCUUGGAUGAUUCUCAGAAGGAUGAGUAUUUCGAUGAGCUCAAAGAGGAGUAUGAGGACAUCAGACAGGAUCACUACGACUCUUUAAAGGAUCGCCGGUAUCUGUCUCUGAGUAAAGCCAGAGAAAAUGGUUUACACAUCGACUGGCAGUCCACACCACAACCAGUGCAGCCCCAGUUCCUUGGCACUCGUGUCUUUGAUGAUUAUGACCUCAAAAGUCUCCUGGACUACAUUGAUUGGAAACCUUUCUUUGACGUUUGGCAGCUCAGAGGGAAGUACCCCAACAGAGGUUACCCCAAAAUCUUCAAUGACAAGACUGUUGGCUCAGAGGCUCGGCGUCUUUUCAAUGACGCCCAGAAGAUGCUUCAGCAGAUGAUUGACAGAUCCACUCUGAAGGGGCGGGGCUUGGUAGGAUUCUGGCGGGCUCAGAGUCGAGGAGAUGACAUCUGCUUGUACAGAGAAGACGUUCAGGUUUCUGGAGAGACUGAGCCAACAGCUGUGUUCCAUGGUCUGCGGCAGCAGGCGGAGAAGGACCCCUCCAGCCCAGAGCCAUACUUCUGCCUGUCUGACUUUAUUGCCCCCCUGGACUCAGGUGUAAAGGACUACCUGGGGCUUUUUUCUGUGGCUGUGUUUGGGGCAGAGGAGCUGAGCCAGCAGUUCCAAGGCAAAGGCGAUGACUAUAGCAGCAUCAUGGUCAAGGCUCUGGCAGACCGACUGGCUGAGGCCUUUGCAGAGCAGCUCCAUGCCCGCGUCAGGAAAGAUCUGUGGGGCUACAGCACAGAGGAAGCCCUCCAGACCUCAGAGAUGCUUAAGAUUCAAUACCGGGGCAUCAGGCCAGCUGCAGGCUACCCCAGCCAACCCGACCACACCGAGAAGAGGACCAUGUGGAGCCUGGCCAACAUCCAACAGAACACUGGCAUCAAUCUAACAGAGUCUUUGGCGAUGACACCUGCAGCAUCUGUGUCAGGACUGUACCUGUCACACCCCCAGGCCUCGUACUUCGCUGUGGGAAAGAUCACAAAGGAGCAGGUGGAAGACUAUGCCCAGCGGAAAAGCAUGGAUGUGUGUGAGGUGGAGAGGUGGCUCGCUCCCAUUCUGGCCUAUGACCCUGAACUUUGACCCUGGCCCUAAGUCACCCACAGGUGCUACACUGGACUCAUGUCUGCCCUAAUAUGGACUAUAUUCACUACAAUGGACUUUUAUUCACGAUCUGAGCUUUUAUCUUUAUCAGACUGAUAUAAAUAAACCACAAGCACUAUUUUUGUUCAGUGGAGUUGGUGUCAAACAAACUAGAAUCAGUUUAUGCAAUAUGAAAAGCAAAACUGUGCCCUAAUUAUGCUCCGAUUUUAGAUUUCUAUUGUGCAUGUUUAGUAAAUUUUAAAGGUUUUUACGUGUGAAAUUGUGUUAUAAAAUAAAAGUAAUUAAAUCAGCUUCCAUCA
Boleophthalmus pectinirostris (great blue-spotted mudskipper) is the source of this 4228-nucleotide messenger RNA. It is a transcript of the gene mtr, whose product is annotated as 5-methyltetrahydrofolate-homocysteine methyltransferase. Gene Ontology annotation, biological process: pteridine-containing compound metabolic process. Lineage: Eukaryota; Metazoa; Chordata; Actinopteri; Gobiiformes; Gobiidae. The transcript is spliced from 33 exons. The record is from RefSeq and is a predicted model, not a curated record. Gene Ontology annotation, molecular function: zinc ion binding; methionine synthase activity; cobalamin binding. The coding region runs from base 105 to 3908 and encodes 1267 amino acids.